This is a messenger RNA of Trachymyrmex septentrionalis, 462 nucleotides long. Its product is annotated as cysteine-rich protein 1-like. The coding region runs from base 105 to 341 and encodes 78 amino acids. NCBI's taxonomy places the organism in Eukaryota, Metazoa, Arthropoda, Insecta, Hymenoptera, Formicidae. The transcript is spliced from 3 exons. The record is from RefSeq and is a predicted model, not a curated record.
GCUCUCAGGGCCAGUACGCGUCUGACCACGCUGCUGAGAGCAUCCUUCUGUUAGACAGACAAUCUCGUUGGAGUAGAAGCCGAUUCUUCACGACACAUAACGAGAUGCCGAAUUGUCCAAAGUGCGACAAGCCAGUGUAUUUCGCCGAGAGGAAGACAUCCUUAGGCAAAGAUUGGCACGGUUCGUGUUUACGCUGCGAGAAAUGCAAUAAGACCUUAACACCCGGGGGUCAUGCCGAGCACGAAGGGAAACCCUACUGCAAUCACCCUUGCUAUUCAGCCCUGUUCGGUCCAGGAGGUUUUGGACGGGGCGGUGCUGAAAGUUACGUUUAUAAUAAAUGAAGUGUAAACGUAAAAGCAAUAAAGUGUGUCUAUUAUUAUAUCUAUAUAAGAGAUAAAUAAGAUAAUUGUACAAUUUCGAAUAUAAGGAGCAGUUGGACAUUGAAACAUAAAAUAACAUUCA